UUCUGUGAAUAAAAACACCCCCCCCGGAUACCGGGACGAACACUUGGAUAUGGCGGGUGUGAAGGCGAUCGACCUUCUCCUUGGAGUUGUUGUAGUUUUGCAGUGCGUGGGGAACGUCCGAGCCGAGAUCACAGCCGCGGACGGUGUCUUUUACUCGUAUGUGGAGGGGCUGGCGGGGAAUGAGGACGCAGCGGCCGACGUGAAGCUGUACAGCCACAGGUGGAGGAGACGGGUUCCCCCGAAACCUCGGAACAUGGACAGCAACAGGGCCAGUCAGGAGCAGGACCAGGACCAGGACCCGGACCCGGAGCAGGAGGAGCCCGAGGGGUUCCCAGGCCUGCUCUCCGCAGAGGAGAGAGACAACAGCUCCCAGAUCGAGCAGGACACAGAUCACAACUACUACACAUCCAAAACGUACGGGCCGUCCGAGGCGAUGAGCAAAGACUUGUGGGUAGACGUCGACCACAUGAACAAGGAGAAAGUGAAGAUCCACGGCAUCCUGUCCAACACACACAGACAAGCGGCGAGAGUCAAUCUGUCCUUCGAUUUCCCUUUUUACGGACAUUUCCUGCGUGAAAUCACCGUGGCAACUGGUGGUUUCAUCUACACGGGCGAUGUGGUCCAUCGGAUGCUGACGGCCACACAGUACAUCGCUCCCCUCAUGGCCAACUUUGACCCGAGCGUCUCCAGAAACUCUACGGUCAUCUACUUUGACAACGGUACUGCUCUGGUGGUGCAGUGGGAUCACGUUCACCUACAGGACAACUACCACCUGGGGAGUUUCACCUUCCAGGCCACGCUGCACAACACCGGCAGGAUCGUGUUUGCAUACAAAGAGAUCCCCAUUGAGGUGGCACAGAUCAGCUCUGUCAAUCACCCGGUGAAGGUGGGCCUGUCUGACGCCUUCGUGGUCGUCCACAAGAUCCAACAGAUCCCCAACGUGAGGAGGAGGACGAUCUACGAGUACCACCGCGUGGAGCUGACGAAGACGAAGAUCACUAAUUCUACCGCCGUAGAAAUGAUGCCGUUACCCACCUGUCUCCAGUUCACCAGCUGCAGCUCCUGCAUCUCCUCACAGAUCAACUUCAACUGCAGCUGGUGUCAUCGCCUCAACAGAUGUUCCAGUGGCUUCGACCGCCAUCGGCAGGACUGGGUGGACAACAGCUGUCCCGAUGAGACCAAGGACAAGAUGUGCGACAUCAUCGACACGACGUACCUCUACCCCUUCACCACCACUGUUGUCGCCAAAACAACGUCCAGGAGCAGCGAGGCCACUUCAGGCCGGGACAGGCCCUCCACCACUCACCCUCCCACCAGUGUCCCCACUGAAGAUGAUACGAAGAUCGCUCUGCAUCUCCGAGACAACCAGGCUGAGAGUGCUGUGGGCAGGAAGCCUGGUACACACCCUCUGCACACCGGCCUGAUCCUCGGUAUCCUGCUGGUGAUGCUCGUCAUGAUUGCUGGUGUCCUGAUCACCGUCUACAUCUACCAUCACCCCACCUCCGCCGCCAGCCUCUUCCUCAUCGAGAGACGCCCGAGCAGGUGGCCGGCCAUGAAGUUCCGCCGGGGGUCAGGUCACCCGGCCUACGCGGAGGUGGAGCCGGUGGGCGGCCAGGAGAAGGACGGCUUCAUCGAGUCCGAGCAGUGCUGAGGGGGAGGUGGGGGUGUCCGCAUCCCUGCUGCCUCCCCCCACCCCUCCUCCCCGUGCCAGCCCUCCUCCUCCUCACCAGGACCCUCCAGGAUCUGCUCGUCACCUGGGGAGCUCGGCGUGGACUCGCUUAGACUUCACGUACCGGCCCAUUGAGCGCUAGAUGAGACGGGAUGCAGCAGCCGCUAACACGGGCGAGCGAGAAAACCCUGAAAGCCAAUCCAGACAGACGUAUUGCUAGGAACCGGCAGACGGAGGGAACAGCGUCCACGUCACCACCUCGGUCACCAUUGGUCCAGAGUUUCUACAGCUGCUGUCACGUUGCCAUGGAGAGUUUAUACGGCCUGGCUGCUGCUGGCGUGUGUGAUGAGGGGGGGGGAGCAGGGUGAAUUAUACAAUAUCUAUAUUUUCUGAAACAAUUACAGAGUAUGUGAACAGAGAUUUUCCACUUUAUUGUCGGUGGGGUUAUACAGUAUAGGCCUUUGUAUAUCCAUCAGGGUUUCGCCUCUUUUCUUUUUCUUCUCUCAGUCUGUUGUUUUCACAGGGGUUGGCACAUGUAUCUGUACAGACCGUCUGUAUUGCUUUUUCAAUACAACAGCAGGCGUAAUUGACUUUUCCACAGGCCGAGGCCGCGGGUGCGUGAUGCGACACGAGCUGAACCUCCCGUCAGAGAGAAGCUCUGAAACACCUCGUGAUGUUCGGCUGGUUUCAUUUUACUGACAAAUUAAGUGUAAGAUGUUUUUUUGUUUUUGUUGUUCACUGAGAUUAUGUCGGUGGGGUUUCCUUUUUUGAGUGGGUGAUGGGCACUCUCUUUCCUUCUCUCUAUUUUGAUUGGUUGUUUGAUUCCUUUUGUCAUUGACACCAUUUUAGUUUUCAUUUUUCUGCGUUUUUGUUUAGUUUUUUCUCAUCACUGCCGUGCCAUUUUCUUUCCCUGAUGAGGGUUUGCACAUUUUUUCCCAUGCACAUUUCUUUUUUUUUCUCAUUUGACAUGUGGUACUAAUGCAAAAUUGCAAGACAGGCGCUUGUGAGUGUGAAUAUAUUUUCUAAGGUGUAAGUGUGUGUGUGUGUGUGAGUGUGUGUGAAUGCAGAAGAGAGCGGUUUACACAAGAGACUGGAUAUCCACCUGCUUUACGGGUGCGUAUGUUUGAGCUGGCUCUGCACACUUGAUUCUUAUUGAUUUGAAUCUUAAGUAUCUGGAUACAGUGGAGUUUUCUUGAUUUUUUUUUUUUCACAGUGUAGUUUCCUUUUACAAGUUUGUUGCCAGCAUAACCAGUUGUGUGUCCAUGUUUAACAAUCACGAGCAACUCAUCAAUACAAACACAUACAUGUACAUACCAAGGCCAAAACAUUUGCAGAUUCAGGUAAUCCAUGGCAAACAUUUGUAGAAUAGCAGUAAUAGUACUGAAGAACUUUAUUUUUUAUGAGUGGCCUUUCUUUCUGUACUUUUUUUACCUAAAUGUGAAUAUUGUUCCAAUCGUUUCUGUCACCGAUCAAAACUCGAGGCUUCUGACUGAGCAAAUUCAAACUCUCAUUUCUACUGUUAGACAUUAUUUUUUAAGACAAAAUCCUGUUUUACACCAAUGAUUGUAGACUCAUCUUACCGACGCCAUCGAUAUCCUGGAAUCCUACUGAAAAAUGAAACGUGCAAUAUCACCCCUGUUCAGUUUGACACUGAAAUUGCACCUGGAUAUUUUUUUAUUUUAUUCUAUUCACACUUUGUCACCAUCACAUUGAGACCAAAGACUAAUCAGCAUCUGAGCGUUUUAUUUUCCAGUAUUUACCUCAGUCUCCCCUCGGCGCCACCUCAUUACCCAGAAUACCACCAGACACAUCAUACAGCCCAGUGGUGGUAAACAGCUGCCAUUGACUAUGUUGUUCCUCUAAAACCCUCCCACCAACAGUGAUCGUCCAAUCAGCUUUGGAGUGCGUCAUCAGUUACGAAUGUAACACAACCUGUUGAGUCUCUAAAAUAUAAUUAACCUGAAACAUUUAAAAGAUAUUUCAAAACACUUGCAAUUGUCCGUGCUGUGUUUUCAGAAUCCCUUCAAAAUGUGGAGUUAUAACAAAGACAAAAAUUGGACCUGUUUUCCAAACUGCACCUCUGUUAAUUAAAACAAAGAUGGUGGCUACCCCCAAGGUGGGCUCAUCACUUUUAUCAUGCAGCAGGUGGAAUAUUUUCCUUACAACCGGUUAGAAGAGUUCUUAUAUUCUGAAAACAGCAUCAGAACAGCAGCAAGAUCUUGUUAAACCAAGAGCGUAUGAUAUGCCAGGCAAAAUUUAAUUACCUUUGCCAGACCAGUCGGUUAAUGAGUCUUCUUCCUGAAAGCCUUUCAGCUUAUGCUAAUUAAAGAAAAUGGACAAAGGACGUCUAAAAAGGAACGAAAUAACUUUUGUUUUUAUUAUAGGCUGCUUCUAAUAUGAGGACCAACUGCCCCAGUUUUGCUUCUUUGGGAGUUGGAAACAUUAGUAGGACAAAGACAGUUUUCUUUCUAUUUUGGCACAAAGCCUGUUGUCUGAAAUCAAUGAGACAUUGUUUGACAAAUUAAUUUAAAAAAGUUAAACAGGUAAAUCUGCCAGCAUGAUCGUUUCAAAAAUAAAACAUGGCAUCGAUCACGUGAUGUACGUUGGAGAACAGAAAGCUUGACAAGCAUAGCAACAGUAACCAAGGAGGCGUGGCUUGGCUGGAGGCAGCCUCCCAUCAGAACCUACGAUCUAAAUGUGAUGAGAGCCUUUAAUCCUCGCUACACACCCAAAGAUACACAAGCGCCACAAUGUCUGAAUACCAAAUCAAUGACUCGCUGGCUGUGUUCAUUCAUCAAACCUACCCCUCCGUCAUAACUCUCACUGGUGUCGGCCUGAGAGGACAAACCUCUGCUUUUUAAACCAUAUAUUUGAUGACUCCUCAUAACUUCCUGCAGCGUCCAGGAGAGAACUGAUGGUUUCAUUUAUCAAGCCACUGCCUACAGAUAUUUUUUAAAGGAGACAUAUGAUGCUUUUUUAGUGUUUCUCUCCUCCGGUGGGUUAUAUUGUUUUUUUUUGUCAUCCCCUAACAAAAUUUACCAAUCAGAGCAGACUGGGAUAAAUUGGGUGGGGUCCUUAAAGAAACAGGAGCUAAAACUAAGUGUUUCAGACAGAGGCUGAAGAGAGGAGCUGCAGAAAUGGGACAGAAUGAAGAAGAUUAUGUUUUCUGAACAUUAGAGCAUAUUAACCUUUUCAAUUAAUAACCCAAAUUUAAUUAAUGAUCCUGAACAUGCACAUAAUGUGUCUCCUUUAAAAUAUUGUCAGAUUCUAACCAUGUGAAGAAAUGCUCUCUGCAGAUGCUCGGAACAUCUGUUGUGUGUUGAAGUGUGAUUCUAACCGUUCUCAAAGUGCAGGCUGACGAUCUGAUUUGUUCGAGUCCAAAACACUUGCGCAACAGGAGGUUGUCGAGCAGCAGAAACCAUCACUCGACUAAUUGCUUCCACUCCCACUUUCCCAACGUGUCAUUUUAGAUGAUGACGAGUGCUGUUGUUGCCAUGGGUAACUGCUGUGUGCCGUUCUUCAUCCUCAGACUCAUGGGUUGGGUUGAAUGACGAUGGCUCGAGCUGAAUGUGAAGAGCUCGGUGUGAAGAAAUGAGAAUUGCAAUUUUUUUUUUCUCCCCGGCUUUGUUUUGUAUAUGUUAUUAUGGCGAUCCACAGCACACAAUAAAACCACACAGUAUCAUGGCUGUCUGUAAUUUCUGUAACUACUGUUGUUUUGAUUACAUUUAAGAUAAUAAACAAUGUUGUUAAAAAGUCA
Molecule: messenger RNA, 5426 nt
Organism: Hippoglossus stenolepis (Pacific halibut)
Lineage: Eukaryota; Metazoa; Chordata; Actinopteri; Pleuronectiformes; Pleuronectidae
Gene: plxdc2b
Product: plexin domain containing 2b
Exons: 14
Coding region: 50-1651 (533 amino acids)
Source: RefSeq, a predicted model, not a curated record